Messenger RNA from Pungitius pungitius (ninespine stickleback), 2055 nucleotides. Its product is annotated as cytochrome P450 1B1-like. The coding region runs from base 190 to 1770 and encodes 526 amino acids. Gene Ontology annotation, biological process: progesterone metabolic process; hormone biosynthetic process. Lineage: Eukaryota; Metazoa; Chordata; Actinopteri; Perciformes; Gasterosteidae. The record is from RefSeq and is a predicted model, not a curated record. Gene Ontology annotation, molecular function: heme binding; steroid 17-alpha-monooxygenase activity; iron ion binding. The transcript has a single exon.
AGCUCGGUCCUGAUCAAGCCCUUCUCACUGGCCUAUGUGGCAGAUGGGUGAGAAGGCGAGCGAGUCAUUUCAUCUUGCCUUGUUUCGACCGUCCCGUCUGAAAUCUAAGUAGAGACAAUUCUAACAAUUUGUGUUUUCACAUUUAUUUCACGCGAACAAAGAGUGGACGACGGACUGCAGGAUAAGAGAAUGGCUCAAAUCGACGCGGAGUUUGGUGUGAAGGGCAGCAGCAGCAGCAUCAUCAGGGAGUGGAGCGGACAGGUCCAGCUCGCUCUGGUGGCCUCCUUGGUCUUCCUCUUCUGCCUGGAAGCCUGCCUGUGGGUCAAAAACCUCAGGCUCAAGAGGAGGCUGCCGGGACCCUUCGCCUGGCCAGUGGUGGGCAACGCCAUGCAGCUGGGCCAGAUGCCUCACAUCGCCUUCGCCGAGCUCGCCAAGAAGUACGGCAACGUGUACCAGAUACGGCUGGGCUGCAGCGACGUGGUGGUCCUGAACGGAGACAGGGCGAUACGGGAGGCUCUCGUCCAGCACGCCGCAGAGUUCGCGGGCAGACCGAACUUCGUCUCCUUCCAGGCCGUCUCGGGGGGGAACAGCAUGACUUUCAACAGCUACAGCAAACAGUGGAAGACGCACAGGAAAAUUGCCCAAUCAACAAUCAGAGCGUUCUCGUCUGCCAACAGCCAGACCAAAAAAGCCUUUGAGCAGCAAAUAGCUGCUGAAGCCACAGAGCUGGUUGAGACUCUCCUUAAACUCGGUGCUCACGGCCGGUAUUUUGACCCGGCCCACGAGCUGACAAUUGCCGCGGCCAAUGUGAUUUGUGCCCUGUGCUUUGGAAAGCGCUAUGGACACGAGGAUGUGGAGUUCAGAGCCCUGCUAGAGAAGGUUGAUAAGUUUGGAGAAACAGUCGGGGCCGGCAGCCUGGUGGAUGUGAUGCCCUGGCUUCAGACUUUCCCCAAUCCAGUCCGCAGCAUGUUCAAGAACUUCAAGGACCUGAACGAAGAGUUCUUCGGCUUCGUCCAGAGCAAGGUGGAAGAGCACAGAGAGACGUUCGACCCGGAGGUCGUGAGGGACAUGAGCGAUGCCAUCAUCGGCGUGAUCGACAAGGCCGGCGGCGACGACGGGCUCACCAGAGGCCACGCGGAGGGGACGGUGUCCGAUCUGAUCGGCGCGGGUCUGGAUACCAUCUCUACUGCGCUCCACUGGGUCAUUCUCCUGCUGGCCAAACACCCCGAGAUACAAACCAAACUCCAGGAGCUCCUCGACAAGGAGGUGGGGCGAAACCGCCUGCCGUCCGCGGAGGACAGAAGCCGCCUGUCCUACCUGGACGCCUUCAUCUACGAGACCAUGCGCUUCACCAGCUUCGUCCCCGUCACCAUCCCCCACUCCACCACCGCCGACGUCACCGUCGAGGGUCUGCGCAUCCCCAAAGACACGGUGGUCUUCAUCAACCAGUGGUCCGUCAACCACGACCCCCUGAAGUGGAAGGACCCACACGUCUUUGAGCCCGCGCGCUUCCUGGACCAAGAGGGCUCCCUGGACAAGGAUCUGUCCAACAAUGUCAUGAUUUUCUCGGCCGGGAAGCGAAAAUGCAUCGGGACCCAGAUUGCCAAGGUCGAGAUAUUUUUGUUUGUUGCGAUCCUACUCCACCAGUGCAGAUUUGAGAAAUGUGCCGAUGAGGAGCUGUCUUUAAACUGCUCCUAUGGGUUAACGCUGAAGCCUUUACACUUCAGGAUUACGGCCAAACUCAGGGGACACUUACUGAAAGGCGAGUAGAACUGUUAGAAAACUGAAAAAAAAAUGAUACAUUAAAGCGAUACAUUUUAUAAAAUGUGCCUCGUAAAUAAGUAUACAUGCCUUGUAUCACAAAGGACGUAAAUUCACGUAAAAAAAAUAAGCUUUACUACUUCCUACACACAGACAAUACAUUUCACUUAAAAAAAAAAAAAAGUAAGACAGUAAACAUAUAAAAAGUCAGCACCUUGUAAAUAGUAUUGGGGAUGUGACUCAUAGCUGGACCUGACAGCGAUUUACUAAAAUCCCCAAGAUAUCUGCAAUGAC